AUGUGGCCACCAAAUAAUUUCGUAAGUUUAUCGAUGAACGAGCAUUCCGAACCAGUAGCAGGAGUUUGGAUAGAACAGAGAUGCAAAAUUGUCGGACGUGCCAAUUCUUAUGAAAAUGCCGAGAAACUUAUCCAAGAUUUGGAAAGAAUUACGGAUUCUGACGAUGCCAUUCGAAUGAGCCGUGGAACCCGUGCGCGCCCAGCCAAAAAAAUAGCAACAUUCCAACCAAAUUCCUAUAAGCUUGCACAUCCGGUAAAGCGUUCUAAAUUGCUGCAACCUGCUGUAAAGACUUCUGUGGGUAGUCUUAGUAUCACUUCUGGGGCAGAGCAAUUACCACUGGAGAUACAGGAUGUCGAACAAGCGCAGGUGGAAAUCUACAAUGCACCCACAACGGAUGUGAAUACGACAAUGACGUUUAUGCGUUCUGAUGCUAUGAAACCCAGCCAGACUGAAGACGAACCUAUUUUGAAUGAGCCAUGUGAAUUAGUCGAUGGGGAAGACGGCAAAAGGUACAUUCGACUGGGCAAUGGGUACUUAGCGGAAAUAUUGGCCAAUAUUGAAGAACCUGAAACUUCCGAAGUGCUGCUGGACAGCCAUCAUACGUAUACGCCCUGCGACAAAAUGUAUGCUACUACAGACCCAACAACGGAGCGGCUGAAUGCAAUCGAAAAAAAAUCGAUGGUUUGGAAGAAGUAG
Molecule: messenger RNA, 696 nt
Organism: Topomyia yanbarensis
Lineage: Eukaryota; Metazoa; Arthropoda; Insecta; Diptera; Culicidae
Exons: 3
Coding region: 1-696 (231 amino acids)
Source: RefSeq, a predicted model, not a curated record